Solanum tuberosum (potato) is the source of this 872-nucleotide messenger RNA. RefSeq lists its product as uncharacterized. Bases 228 to 413 code for a protein of 61 amino acids. The transcript has 4 exons. Lineage: Eukaryota; Viridiplantae; Streptophyta; Magnoliopsida; Solanales; Solanaceae. The record is from RefSeq and is a predicted model, not a curated record.
UUUACACAAUUUUCAUCAUUAAAACAUGAAUCUGGGCCCAUUUAGAAGGAAGCCCAAAUUUUAAUGAACAUUGGCCCAAUUUUAGAAAUUAAGAUUAGGCCCAAGUCUACACCAUUUACCACUUCCCUGCGAAUUUCUCCGUCUAAUUUAUCGGAAAACUGAUCUCCGCCUAUCUCCGGCGACUCUCCGGCAAAAUUGAGUUAGUUCAAAGUCAUCAUAUAUCAACAAUGCCUCACAGAGCUCGACCUAUGGCAGGUCUCCUGCUGUUUACUGGACUUAACGUUGUUUUGGUCUCAACUAUAACUCCUGUCUAUGAUUUCGUAUGCUUCCAUCCAUAUUGGGAAAGAAGAAGAGAGCGUCGGCGUCAGGAACGUGAAGCAGCUUUGAGAAGUUCAACAUCUGCUCAAGUUUGAUAUCAAGAGAAAGGUAUUUAAAGAAACGAAAGAAGUUGGAGCCCUUCACGCACUUCUGGUCUAUAUUCUGCCCACAAGUUUUUGUUGUUCCCCUGGUACAUAUGGAGUCACAAUUUCAAGUUGAGCUGGCUUACACUUGAAACAGAGAAAGAUGAAGACAUACACAUCUUACUAGCGUACUUGUUCUCUUCGAAAGAAUUUGUGACAGAAGCUCUUUUUUUGGUUUUGUUUUCUGAGGAAACUGUUGUUCCAUCUUUAUUGGUGAGUGUUUGGCUGUCUGAAUCUGGAAGUUUGAGAACUGAAAGAUCUUGGGUGGUUUCACGUUUCUUAAUCUCGAUGCUUUCCAUGUAUUUUUAGAGGCUACUAGAACGUUUUUGAGACUGAUUUGAUGCAUGGCUGUUGAUAAAGUUCAUGGUACCUAUUAAUCUUACAAGACAUAGGAAGGCAUUCAUACUUUGA